This is a messenger RNA of Protopolystoma xenopodis, 669 nucleotides long. Lineage: Eukaryota; Metazoa; Platyhelminthes; Monogenea; Polystomatidea; Polystomatidae. The record is from the annotation of a GenBank genome assembly.
AUGGUUGCCUUUCUUACCUGUUUUGACGUCUCGAAGAAGUUGGAUGCUCUGUCUUCUCUAAACUCGAGCCGAGACCUGCUGACCGCAUGUCUUUGCUCAGGAGGCAGGCUCAGCCGAACGGGUGUCACGAUCCAGACGACGUAUCCACAUUCCUGUGGCCAGACUGGUCUUUCGCUUUGUCCUGAAUGGCCUAAGCGAACUUCGCUGCACCGCUCGGCGUGCCAGCAACUAAAAAGUGGACAGUAUCGUCGAGGCGACUGCCCCUGUCACCACCAUGACAACCAGCCCGGCAACCACUCUCACCCGCACAUACACCCACACCCUAGAGCCUCAAGUACCAAAAAGGCCAUUUCACAUCCAAUACCUAUUCCUGCUGGUGACGCACAUGGAGGCUGCAGAUCCCGGCUUCGGCCGCAAAAGAUGCACCGACAAGUCCCGCACUUGGCCUCAGAUGUGGCUGAAAUUGCCCAAUAUAUUCGUCAGCUUCAGGUCAUCCAUUCGAAAGCCGAGCGGCAACAGCGAAUCACCGCGGAAUGGCGCGCAGUUGGCGUUCUGUUGGAUCGUGUUUUCUUCCUUCUUUACUUCUUCGGAAUUAUCCUCUCCAUUGUCUUCUUUUUUCCCAAGUCAGGAGACGAGGUAAAUGAGGAAAGCUAUACAAAUCUAGCCUGA